Messenger RNA from Tigriopus californicus, 786 nucleotides. RefSeq names its product all-trans-retinol 13,14-reductase-like. The transcript has a single exon. The record is from RefSeq and is a predicted model, not a curated record. The coding region runs from base 1 to 786 and encodes 261 amino acids. Lineage: Eukaryota; Metazoa; Arthropoda; Copepoda; Harpacticoida; Harpacticidae.
AUGAGUACAUUCCAGAGGCUGCUGCCCGAACCCGUUGCUCAGCAGUCUUAUUUCCACAAACUGAUCCGGUCGCAAACUAUCAAACCCGGUGUGGCGGCCAUGAGCGUCUUCUUGGGUCUGAAUGCGUCCAAUGAAGACCUAGGAUUGAAACGGGAAAACGUGUGGGCCUUUGCUUCCAAUGACUCCGAGAAAGAGUUCGUCAACUACCUCGAGUCCGAUCGAGAAGCCAUCAUGAGCAAAGACUUGCCCAUGAUAUUCAUCUCCUUUCCGAGUGCCAAGGACCCCCAAUGGAGCGUUCAUCCUGGACGUGAAAACAAAAGCACAUGUGCCAUUAUCUCGUUUGCAAAUUGGAGGUGGUACAAACAAUUCGAGCCCACGGCUCACAAGAAGCGCGGGGACCAAUACGAAGAGCUCAAGAGUGCGGUGGGCAAUAACAUGAUUGAGCAAGCUUGCCGUCUCUACCCUCAGAUCAAGCAUCACAUUGACUAUGUGGAGGUGGGUACUCCGGUAACGAACCAGUUUUACUUGGGAUGCUCCCAGGGGGAAAUCUAUGGCUUGGAUCACGAUCUGGCCAGACAAGAACCCAUGACCAACGCACUACUUCGACCGGAGACGGAUAUCCCAGGGCUGUACUUAUCCGGGCAAGACGUGAUGACCUGUGGAUUUGGAGGAGCUCUCUUUGGAGGUCUAUUGUGUGCCGGAUCCGUUUUGGGGCGAAAUUUGGUCAGUGAUCUGACUCGGCUUCACAAGGUCAUCAAGAAAACCGACCAGACUAAAGUGGAAUAA